This is a messenger RNA of Symbiodinium necroappetens, 398 nucleotides long. Lineage: Eukaryota; Dinophyceae; Suessiales; Symbiodiniaceae. The record is from the annotation of a GenBank genome assembly.
GUCAGCCGAGGAAGCACAAGCCCCUGACUCGCCUGGAGACGCCGACCGCCCCCGCCGAGGAUAGGAAGCUGAGGGAUGAUGAGAUGCGCCGGCUGAUCCAGCAGGUGCCCACCGACAAGGCUCGGGCGUUUGCCUUCGACAUCGACUGGGACGCAGUGCACGGCAACAACAUCAUUGAGAAGAAGCUCCGGCCGUGGGUGAAGAAGAAGGUCACUGAGUUCCUCGGCAACGAGGAACAGGGCAUGAUCGAGUUCAUCCUCAAGAAGGUGAGUGCGCACACCAAGCCGGACACGAUCCUCGCAGAGCUGGAAGGAUUUUUGGACGAGGAAGCGGAGAACUUCACGCUGAAGAUGUGGCGAAUGCUCAUUUUUGAGGUUCUUCGCGUGAAGGCCAGAUAG